AACUUUCAGCUUUCUGUCGGGUCAUUAUUUGGUUCGAAGCAUUGCCAGCUUGGCCCUAUCAUUCUAAACAGCUACCACCCAACGCUUGAGUCCUCCGAGGACCCCUUCCGUAGCCCCUUUGGGCGAGACGAACAACAACAUAGCAGACGCGACCUUCGAUGCUGAGGUUCACACAGAUCCAUCCAACGCCAACGCGGUUCUUACAGACUAUAUGACUUGUCUCAACGAGCUCGCCCAGGCCGAAUUGCAAGACAACCAAAGAAGAGAUCGCGAAACCGCCAGGCUGCUAUAUGAGAAAGAUGCUUCCCAGAAGCGUUUUGCACACGCGAGAAUAUCGGCCGAUGUCCAACAUCGGGAGGCGAUGCAAAACUUCGACACAAAGAAGAAGAAUGCGGCAUAUGCCGAAAAACAGAGUGAUGCAAAGAUUGCAGGACUGAAGAAGCAGAUUUUGGAGGAAGCGAAGGUGAAAGAGAAGAUCUUCAAUGAUGUUAAGGUGUUGGAUCGGGAGUUCAAUAAUACCCAACGCAAGAUAUGCAAGGACAUUAUGGCAGCAGCUAGAGAGCUUAGCUCAAGUGAAUCCGCGCAUCACUUGGAGUAGUGGUGGCAAGUUACUCAAUAAAAGAGCAUCGCAAGAUUGAAGCAUCUCUGUCUAGAUUCUCCUAGCCACCACCGGAAUAGAACCGAUGUCCAUUAGGAUGCUUAAUCGCUCGAUUCUAUCUUCGCCUCGUUUUAUUACCCUAUCUUGACCCCUCAAGUGCCAUUUCCGUUCGCGCC
Mytilinidion resinicola is the source of this 774-nucleotide messenger RNA. RefSeq lists its product as uncharacterized. NCBI's taxonomy places the organism in Eukaryota, Fungi, Ascomycota, Dothideomycetes, Mytilinidiales, Mytilinidiaceae. Bases 212 to 598 code for a protein of 128 amino acids. The transcript has a single exon. The record is from RefSeq and is a predicted model, not a curated record.